AUGGCAAAGGCUCUCGCCAACCAGUCCACCAUGUCCUCCACCCCCUCGAGCACGCCGGUCAAGCGCGCCUGCGACAGCUGUCACCGCCGCAAAGUCAAGUGCAUUGGCGAAGGCCACAAGCCCUGCAAGAACUGCGUCUCUGCCGGCCUCAACUGCACCUACAAUGCCAUCCCCCAGAAGAAGGGCCCCAAGGGCAGUCGCGCCAAGGUGCUCUCCGAGCUGCGCGAGACGCAGCGCCAGUCGCAGUUGGCCGCCAGCGGCUUCCCGGACCUCUACAACACGCACAACAUCGCCCUGCAGCGCCAGCCCGGCCUGAUGUCUCUGGACCUGAUCCACACCUGCGUCGACUUCUUCUUCCAGAAUCUGUACCCCUCCCAGCCCAUCCUGCACCACCAGCGCAUUCAGGAGGCCAUCCUCAGCAUGGACCAGAACGUCGAGGCCUACUGCAUGAUCGCCGCCCUCUGCGCCUACAUGCUCAUCCAGCCGAACAUGUCGCUCCCGCCAAACGUCGUGCCGCGGGGUCCAGAAGGCCCGAUCCCCAACCUCAACUUCGGCCACGUCCUGCUCGAGGAAGCCGUGCGCGUGAGAAAGAGCUACAACCACGUGGAGAACCCCACCCGCUACUCCGUCAUCACCUCGUUCUUCUUCUUCAGCAGCUACCAGUGCCUGGACAAGCACAACACGGCCUGGUACUACCUGCGCGAGGCCACGACGCACGCCCAGCUGCUGGGCAUGCACGACGAGGAGACGUACAAGACCGGCGACUUCAUCGAGACGUCGCGCCGCCGCCGCUUAGCGUACGCCCUCCACAAGCACCGCCCCAUCACGCUCGACGCCACCAUUGAGAUCCCCACGCAGGACGAGGAUCCCACGGAGCGCAUGCAAAUCUCCGGCUUCAUCCAUCUCAUCAACCUCUACAAGCCCUUCGACCACACCUUCAUGGGCCUCUGGAACAAGGUCCGCACCGGCUGCUUGCCAUCGUGGCUUGCUCAGAUGCAGAACCAGCUCUCGGACGCGUUGCCUAGCUAUCUCGAGAGCACCGAAGUGCAAGCCGUCGACCUGCGCACUUCGCAGCAAUGGCUGCGCACCAUGGUCUGGCAGCUUGCCAUCAGCCACGGCUUCAUCUCUUCCGUGUCCCAAGACAACACAAUGAGCUUCAAGUACCCCAUUGAAAUCGCCCGCGACCUCAUCACCAUGUCGAGCCAGUUUUCGCAGCAGGCGAUGGAGGUGCACGGUGUCGGACUGAUUGAGAAACUCUUCGACGUGGCAUGCACGCUGACCGACGUCAUGGCCUGCGUGCCGAUGGAGCAACACUCGUUCGAGCUUGGCCCGCGCGAUUACCUCGGGCGCUUCCUGAACCUCAUCUCGACGCUCCGCGGCGGCCAAUCGCGCUAUCUCGCCCUGCUCCUUCAGAAGAUCAACGAAGUGCUACCCAACAUGGCAGUGCCCAUGCCACGUGGUCUGAGCGCGACAUCGACGCCUGCCAACGCACGUCUCGAGGAGCUGUACGAAAGUCCCGCUUCCGUGUCAGCACAGGGGUCGCACGUGGGAUCGCACGAGGCAACGCCGUUCGAAUCCCCGCCACCGAUGAGCAUGCCAGUGCCAGUUAGGCAGAGCAGCCACGGAAACAUGCCCUACCCUGACAUGCAGGUCACACCGCCCUUGGUGCCGCAGGGCCAGGGUUUCCCGACCUUCUCGACGGCCAUGGGUUUUGCGCAGAGCACCACGACAGCACCACCGCAGGGGGCAUACCAGACGCACUCCCAGCACGGCGGCUUCCCCGGCUGA
Molecule: messenger RNA, 1788 nt
Organism: Lasiodiplodia theobromae
Lineage: Eukaryota; Fungi; Ascomycota; Dothideomycetes; Botryosphaeriales; Botryosphaeriaceae
Product: C6 zinc finger domain containing protein
Exons: 4
Coding region: 1-1788 (595 amino acids)
Biological process (GO): regulation of DNA-templated transcription
Molecular function (GO): zinc ion binding; DNA-binding transcription factor activity, RNA polymerase II-specific
Source: RefSeq, a predicted model, not a curated record